Oncorhynchus nerka (sockeye salmon) is the source of this 8616-nucleotide messenger RNA. Its product is annotated as AT-rich interactive domain-containing protein 1A-like. Gene Ontology annotation, molecular function: nucleosome binding; DNA binding. The transcript has 20 exons. Gene Ontology annotation, biological process: regulation of transcription by RNA polymerase II; chromatin remodeling; positive regulation of DNA-templated transcription. The record is from RefSeq and is a predicted model, not a curated record. NCBI's taxonomy places the organism in Eukaryota, Metazoa, Chordata, Actinopteri, Salmoniformes, Salmonidae. Gene Ontology annotation, cellular component: brahma complex; nucleoplasm; nBAF complex. Bases 303 to 7352 code for a protein of 2349 amino acids.
CUUCUGUCUGUACGGCUUAGUAAAAUGGCUGUAUCUCGCGGAGCCUCGUGCUGGUUCGCUCCGUUCCUUGCCUCUAUUCUCGCUCACUAAUAGAACCCCCGGAAUAUAUGUAUGUUUAUGCAUCUUUGAGGUUUAUUAUUACGUGUCCAGUUAUUUUCACAUCGGAAUCAGGAGACAAAACCGGAUUCGGUCCGGAGAAAGGGGUGGGAAUGAGUCGGGACAAGGAUAAAUGGUUAUAAACAAGUAUUUAUAUUCAAUGCUAGCGUUUGAUUGUGACUGACUCGCCGAGAGAGGGGGGUAUUAUGGCCGCUCAGGUCGCCAGCGCCGCCACUCUCAACACAAGCCCGCCUUCCGAACUAAAGAAACCGGAUCGAGACCCACAUGAGGAUUCUAUACUGGGGGAAAAGCAGCAGGAAAACAAGCAGCCGGGAUUAGAGUGCGGAUCUCCGGUCCGGGGGGAUCUGCAGGACGGGGCCGAUGUUGGAAAUGCAGGGGGAGGAGGGGAACCUGAGAUGAAGAACGGGAACGGGAACCCUUCCAGGACUAAUAAUAAUCAGAAUGAUUCCAUCGGAUCCGAGGGGAAUAACCAUCCCGGGAUGGUACACCACCAUGGGUCUGGUUUUCCUCCACCUUCUUAUGGAUACAGUCAACACUACGGCCGGGCCCCUUUUCAUCAACAUGGCGGACAACAAAGCCCUGGCAUGGCAGCUGCUGCAGGUCCAGCCGUGCCGUCGAGUAAUAUGAUGGACCCAUAUCAACCCAAUUCGCACGAACAUGGCUUUUCUAACCACCAGUUUAACAAUUACAAUCCAUUCCCGAACAGAACUCCCUAUUCUGGCCAAGGAUACGGCAUGAACCCCUCACGUAAUACCCAGGCUCCGGCAGCUGGGGGACAGCCAGCUAACGUUAAGCAGCAACCAGCAGGAGGACCCACAGCAAUGGCUGCAUCUUACAACAACCAGAGAUAUAAUAUGGGGAAUCCACAGCCAACGUCUACCCCAACCCUCAACCAGCUCCUAACCUCUCCAAGCUCCACUCGUAUAUAUCCAAAUUACCCAUCUAGUGAAUAUAGUAAUCAGGAAGGCGCUAGUAAGGGACCAACAGACACGGGCAGUAGCGGUCAGUAUGGAGGGGGGAGUCCGGGUUGGCAACAAAGGACCCAUCAUCCGCCGCCUAUGAGCCCUGGAAGUACAGGGCAACCCCUAGGUAGAAGCCAGCCCCCAGGUGCAAUGGAUCCGAUGGCUAAGUUGAGAGGCCAGCCGUACGGAGGGGGCAGUCCAUACUCCCAACAACCUGGACAGGGGCCACCCCCAGGAGCCCAGCAGGGUCACGCAUACCCGGGCCAAGGCUACGGUCCCCUUGGCUCCCAGAGAUACCCGGUGGUCAUGCAGGGCCGCACCCCUGGGGCUAUGGGGGGCAUGCAGUACGGGCAGCAGAUGCCGUCUUAUGGGCAGCAGGGACCAGGAGGCUAUGGGCCUCAGGGCCAAGGGCCCUACUACGGCCAACAGGGCCAGGCUUUACACCCAGGCCAGCAGCAAGGGCCCUACCCCCAGGUACCUCUGGGACAGCAGGGUGGUCAGACACCCUACCCUCAGCAGUCCCACCCUCCCCAGACGUCAGCCUCACAUGCCCAGGGUGGGCCGCCCUAUCCGCAGCCCCACAUGCCCCCCCAGUCCCAGGGCCCGCAGCCAGUUCCAUCCCAAGGGCCCCCACAGUCUCAGCCGCCCUACUCCCAGGGCCCAGCCCAGGCUCAGUCUGGUCAGCCUCCUUACCCCCAGCAGCAGGGGCCUCCCAGCCAGCCUCCACAGCAGCAACCCCAGGUCCCAGCAGGGUCACAGCCCCAGCUCAGCUAUCCACCCACGCAGGGCCCACAGCAGCUCCCCACACAGCAGCAGCAGCAACCCCAGACACCCUCUCAACCCCCUCAGCAACCACCAGGUCACAGCCAGCAUCCACAGGGCCAGCCUGCAUCCUACUCCCAGAAUCCUCCACAGCAACAGCAGUCACCUUACCAACGCUUCCCUCCUCCACCACAGCAGGAGAUAUCCCAGGACUCAUUCAGUUCCCAGUCUAGCGCCCCUCCCUCCAACCAGCCCAAAAGUGUCUCGGAGGACGUCAGCAUGCAAGGCCAGCCGUCCAGCCUACCGGUGAGUCCUCACCCAACCUGUGCAAAGGAUCUCUCAGGCUCCAUUGAUGACCUACCCACGGGCACGGAUGGCGCUCUGAGUCCUGGCGUGAGCACUUCAGGUGUGUCAAGCAGCCAGGGCGAGCAGAGCAACCUGGCCCAGUCGCCCUUCUCGCCCCACACCUCUCCCCACCUGCCAGGCAUCCGAGGUCCCUCACCGUCACCCGCCGGCUCCCCCGCCAGUGCCACCACCUCCCGCACGGGGCCCCUCUCACCCGCCACAAUGCCAGGGACCCAGAUGCCCCCUAGACCAUCGAGUGUGCAGUCUGACGGGAGUCUGCACCCCGCCAUGAGCCAGUCUCCCAUGGCCCAGGAGAGAGGGUUCGUACAGAGAAACCCCCAGAUGCCCCCAUACGGUUCACCACAGUCUGCCUCUCCCCUGUCACCCCGACAGUCCUCUGGAGGCCAGAUGCACCCUGGGAUGGGACCUUAUCAGCAGCAGAACAACUCCAUGGGGGGCUAUGGACCUCAGGGUGGGCAGUAUGGCCCACAAGGUUACCCCCGGCAACCUGGAUACAACAACAUGCCCAAUGCCAACUACCCUGGCCCUGGCAUGGGCAACCCCAUGAACCCUGGCCCUGGCAUGGGCAAACCCAUAAACCCCAUGUCUGGGCAAGGGGGGCUGCCGUACGCAGGCAUCCCCCCUGGUAGAAUGCCUGCAGGCCAGAUGGGAGUGCGUCCCUAUGGCCCUAACAUGGGGCCCAACAUGCCACCCAAUAUGAGUAACAUGCCACCUCAGGUGGGCUCAGGGAUGUGCCCUCCCCCCGGCCUCAACCGGAAGGCCCAGGAGGCUGCAGCUGUAGUCAUGCAACACGCUGCUACCAACUCCAUACACAGCAGGAUGCCUGGCUACCCCAACAUGUCCCCUGGCAUGAUGGGCUCUGGCGCCCCCUAUGGCCCUCCCAUGAACAACAUGUCUGGCAUGAUGAACACGCAGGGCGGCCCACCUUUCCCUAUGGGGCCCAACAUGGCCAAUAACUCCAGUGGUUUGGCCCCCAGUCCAGAGUUUGGUAUGGAUGGGAAAAUGAACCAGGGCCAGAAGAUGAACAACAAAGUGGACGGAACACCGAAAGCAGAACCGUCUAAAUCCAAGAAGUCAAGCUCUUCCACGACGACCAACGAGAAGAUCACGCGUCUGUAUGAGCUGGGCCCCGAGCUGGAGAGGAAGAUGUGGGUGGACCGCUAUCUGGGCUUUAUCGAGGAGAAAGCAAUGGGCAUGACCAAUCUGCCUGCUGUUGGCCGCAAGCCCCUAGACCUCUUCAGACUCUACGUCUCGGUCAAGGAGAUUGGAGGCUUCGCACAGGUCAGUGUGAACAAGAACAAGAAGUGGCGGGAGCUGUCCACCAACCUGAACGUUGGCACGUCAAGCAGCGCUGCCAGCUCCCUGAAGAAGCAGUACAUCCAGUGUCUGUACGCCUUCGAGUGCAAGAUCGAACGCGGGGAGGACCCCCCUCCUGAGAUCAUCACUGACAACAAGAAGGCCAACCAGGCCAAGGUCCAGCCACCCUCCCCAGCUGGGUCAGGUUCUCUCCAGGGCCCUCAGACCCCCCAGUCCACCAGCAGCUCCAUGGCCGAGGGCAGCGACCUCAAGCCCCCCACACCCGCCUCCACCCCACACCCCACCCAGAUGCCACCUGGGGCCAGGAGCAAUGUGGCGCUGCAGGACCCAUUUGCUGACAGUAGUGACCCUGCUUUCCCCAGAAAGAACUCCAUGACCCCUAACUCUGGCUACCAGUCUGGCAUGAGCACCCCAGAGAUGCCAGGUCGCAUGGGUCCAGGGCCCUACGAGGGUCCAGGGCCUAUCAAAGACCCCUUUGGUGCCAUGCGGAAAGUUGGGGAGCAGUUCUUGCCUGCCAGUCAGGGUCCUAACAGUGGGAUGGCUGAACAGCAACAGUUUAACCGUGGGCCUCCUCCAGGUGCUAUGGGGAACAUGUCGAUGGCUCAGAGACAACAGUACGGACCAGGACCUUACGGACAAGGCUACGAAAGGAGGCCAGAGCAGGGGAUGGGCCCAGAGGGCAGCAUGGGAUCUGGUGCUCCGCAGCCAAACCUGAUGCCUGUCAACUCCGACACGGGGAUGUACUCGCCAAACCGCUACCCACCACAGCAGCAGCCACGGAAUGAUUCCUAUGGUAAUCAAUAUCCUGGCCAUGGUACUCCCCCUGGUGGUUCCUAUCCCAAUCAACAGCCAGGAAUGUACCCACAGCAACAACAGGUGAUGGCUCUAACCCACUGUAACUACAAGCGUCCCGUGGAAGGGGGCUACCCACCAGCGAAGCGUCACGAGGGGGAGAUGUACAGUGCCCCCUUCAGUGCAGGGCUGCAGCAGCAGCAACAACAACCGCAGCAGCAGCCAGGGGUGGCCUCUGCACCCCCUGCUGGCCAGCCAGAGAUGUACCAACCCCAGUACAGCAGCGGCUCCUUCACCGGCACUGACCGCCGCCUGCCUGGUCCCCAGGGCCAGUUCCCCUUCCCCUUCAACAGAGAGCGCAUGCAGGCCGCCACGGGGCCCAACGCCCAGCCCUCCAUGCCCCCUCAGAUUAUGCAGCCAAGCCCUGACGGACCCCCGGGUGGUGUGUGGCAGGGCCGCGGGGAGAUGAACUAUCCCGGCAACUACCCCAACCGGCAGGGUGGCCCCCCAGGGGGCCCAGCCCAGGGACCUGGCCAUCCCGGAAUGAACCGCGGUUCGGAAGAAAUGUCAUCAGAGCAGCGCAUGAACCACGAGGGCCAAUGGGGGCCAGGUCAGAUGGGCCCUCGGCAGCCCCCCUACGGCCCUGGAGGGACGGGCCCGCCCAUGACCCGCACCCUACAGUCCAACUACCAAUCCGCUCAGGCCAUGCAGAACCACAUUCCACAGGUGUCCAGUCCCUCCCCCAUGCCCCGCGGGGGCCCCAUGGAGAGCCGGACGUCGCCCAGUAAAUCUCCCUACAUGCACAGUGGCAUCAAGAUGCAAAAGGCAGGGCCCCCGGUUCCUGCCUCUCACAUAGUGCCCCAGUCUGUGCAGUCCCCUCUGAUCCGUAGAGACAUGCCCUUUCCCCCAGGCUCAGUGGAGGCCACCCACCCCAUCCUAAAACCACGCCGAUGCCUCACAACGAAAGAUAUCGGGACCCCAGAGGCUUGGAGGGUGAUGAUGUCCCUAAAGUCUGGCCUGUUGGCUGAGAGCACGUGGGCCCUCGACACCAUCAACAUCCUCCUGUAUGACGACAACAGCAUCUCCACCUUCAACCUCAAUUCGCUGCCUGGCCUGCUGGAGCUGGUGGUGGAGUACUUCCGGCGCUGCCUCAUCGAGAUCUUUGGGAUCUUGCGCGAGUAUGAGGUGGGCGAUCCCGGCCAGAGGACUCUACUGGACCCUGACGCCCUGAAAAGAGACUGGAGCUGCAUGGAAGAUGCGGAACCAGGGGUGGAGGACAUGAAGGUAGAAGGAGAGGAUGAGGAGGAGGAGGAGGAUGAUGAUGAGGAGGAAGAAGAGGUGGUGGUGCAGCGUUCAAAACAGCCGGCCGGGACGUCAAUUGAUGGACAGGCUCAGGUGAAGCAAGAGGAUGAGCAGGAGUCAUGCUCAGAAUGGGACACUCUGAAAGAGAAGGAUGCUGAAGAUAAGGAGAAGAGCUGCUCUACCUUUGAGCAGCCCAGCUCUUCAUCGGACCCCCCUGGCCUGGGCCCGGCUACCCCCCAGGAGAGACCCAAACAGGCUAGCAAGUUCGACAAGCUCCCCCUGAAGAUGGUACGGAAGAAGGACCCGUUUCCAGCAGGCAGGGCAACCCAGAGAGGAAAAGUGCAGGAGUUUGACAGUGGGCUGCUCCACUGGAGUGCCGGCGGCGGAGACAGCACGGAACACAUCCAGACCCACUUUGAGAGGAGGGAGGAAUUCCUGGUCCCACGAGAACGAGUGCUGGUCGUCCCCACAGCCAAGAGGAAAAGGCCAGAACCAGAGAAGGCGGGGGACAAGGACAAUGCUACCCCCACAGAGAAAUACAAACAGAAGGGGGAGAGGGGUCAGAGGCCCUCCCAGCCAUCAUCCACAGAAAAUGCCUCAACAACAACCGACGGUAAGGAGGGGAAGUCCGAGCACUCGGGCGCUGAGACAGAGGAAAUGUCACAGUCCGAAGAGCCCCAGAGCCAGCAGGAGCACGACAAAUCGAGCGGACCCACUCAUCAGCAAGUCCCCCAGCGUGUGGUGGAGGACGAGCCUCACAGCAAGGAUGAGGGCCCACUGGUUACACUGGCCAACUGGCAGGAUGCUCUGGCCCGCCGCUGUGUCUGCGUCUCCAACAUCGUGCGCAGCCUCUCCUUCGUGCCUGGCAACGACCAGGAGAUGUCCAAACACCCUGGCCUCAUGCUGCUGCUCGGUCGCCUAGUGCUGCUACACCACCGCCACCCUGAGAGGAAACAGGCCCCGCUCACCUACGAGAAGGAGGAGGAGUCUGAUGACUGUCUUGGCCAGAGGGACGAAUGGUGGUGGGACUGCCUGUCGCUGUUGAGGGAGAACUGCCUGGUCACUCUGGCCAACAUCUCUGGCCAGCUGGACCUCUCCAUCUACCCCGAGAGCAUCUGCCUUCCUCUGCUGGACGGCCUCCUCCACUGGGCUGUGUGCCCCUCGGCUGAGGCCCAGGACCCCUUCCCCACGUUGGGGCCACACAGCGCAAUGUCCCCCCAGAGACUGGUCUUGGAGACCCUCAGCAAGUUGAGCAUCCAAGACAACAAUGUGGACCUGGUCCUGGCCACGCCGCCGUUGGGUCGUUUAGAGAAGCUGUAUGGGACCUUGGUGCGGCUGGUUGGGGAGAGAAAGGUGGCCGUCUGCAGGGAGAUGUCGGUGGUGUUGUUGGCCAACCUGGCCCAGGGAGACAGCAUGGCAGCGCGCGCCAUUGCUGUGCAGAAGGGAAGCGUGGGAAACCUCCUGGGCUUCUUGGAGGACAGCCUGGCGGCCACCCAGCUACAGCAGAGCCAGAGCUCUCUGCUGCACCUGCAGGGGAUGCACUUCGAGCCCACCAGUAAUGACAUGAUGCGGCGGGCGGCCCGGGCCCUGCACGCCUUGGCCAAGGUGGAGGAGAACCACUCAGAGUUCACACUCUACGAGUCACGCCUCCUCGACCUCUCUGUGUCACCUCUCAUGAACUCUGUGGUGUCUCACGUCAUCUGCGAUGUACUCUUUCUGAUUGGCCAGUCAUGACAGCUGUAGGGAGCUUUGGCUCCACCUCCUCUUGGUUUCUUCCCCCCUCACCCCCUGGUUACAACAUGGCUUGUAUGUGUGUAGGGGGAAGGGAAAGUUCAAGUGACUGUUUUUAAUUUAUGCAAACCCUUCAGAUUCCACUGUCUGAGCCCCGUUUCGCUGUUCUCACUCAAGGAGAAGGGACGUCACAAAGCUACACUGGUGGAUUUACAAACCAGACACUCCACAAACUGUCACAACUUGUAACAUUAAUGCCAACUAGAUGACAGAGUGGAGAACCUGGGUUUAGGAGUGUUCCACAUGUUUUUUUUGUUUUUUUUGGGGGGUGGGGGGGUAUUUUUAAUAAAGAUAAAUAGCUGAAAAACAAACUGUAACCAAAGUUGCUGUCUCGUUUACAGGAAAUUUGGGGAUAAUGUGUGCCCUUGUGUGCCCCUCGAGAGCACAGUGAGUGAGUCAGACUGGUUCAUGUUUGGAGGUAGUGCAGACUGAGGAACAGCCUGAUCUGAUGGCAUAGUUGCUGUAAUUGGAUGCUUACCAGUCAGCCUACCUACCACUCAGUAGGCUGUUGAGACACCUUCGCUGGGGAGGCCUGUGCAGUAGAUUGUAGGGCAUUUUCUCUACCGUACUGCUCGAGUGUCAGGCAUUCUGUAAAAAAGUUUCAUACAGAAAAACGUUGCCAAUGCAGCUCUACUAGAGUUAAAAGGUCAUUUUAGUUUUGACGUUAAAAGCUAAAAAGGCUUUCCCCAAAGUACUGAGAACCUACUACAACACCCUUACCUCCUCUCUUUAGCCCUUGAUUGUAUGAAUUUACCCUUGUAAAAUAAAUCACCUCUUAGGAUUGGUUUUCAACUUCAGAUGCAGCUUUGCUGUGGUGUAUAUAUAUGAUAUUGUACAUUACACUUCCUUUCUGUGUCUGUCUCUGUGUCACUAUUCCUACUCAUUUUGUUGAUGAGGAAUGGAAGGUGAGUUUGGUUCCUGUCAUCCAGUCCCUGCUGAUAGACCCUCUCACUCCACGGCUCCUUAGUAUGGCAGACUCGGAUCAAAUUUGUUAUCUCCUCCUGGUACAACAAAAAAACUAGUUAACACACUUGACAAUUCAUUUCUCCAGGAUUCUGCAUAUUUGUAUUUCAAACUAUGUAGCUAAAAACAUGUAAAUUCCUCCUUUUCCUUUUUUUGGCUCAAUGAAUAUCAUUCAGUAUGAAAUCUUUAUACUAUAUGUUCCAUGUGGUAAGAAUAAAUGUACAUUAAAUCUUCAUAAAAUGUU